CUCUUUCCUCCUUCCCCUUUGCUCUUUUUGCCCCACUGCCUCCUGCGGUCUAGAGGACCUGGCCAGCACUCUGCCCCUUUUCAUUUCACUGCAGAUGCUGCGCCAUCCGCCACCCAAUCGGUUCUGACCAGUAUUGGCAGUGAGGUUUCCGGUCGCCCAAAAGACUAGAUAGUCGAACCCUCAGCCGUAUCGAUGAGUUCAUGUCGACUCCGGUGAAAUACACGACUAUCGGUCGUGCUACUGGGUUGUCUUCGUCGCCCUCCCCUUGAGCCCAACUCGGGCUGAGCAUCUGUCCUAUCUCGGCCUGUCUUAUUCCUCUGACAUAAUUUGCAUGGUAGAUCUAGCAAAGUUAUCUGGAAUCUUCUAAUGAAAAGCCAUGCGAUCCUUGCGGAGUCUCAACGCAGAAUGAUCUGUGUCACGUGAUUGGUUACAUAGAUAUCACGCGCUCUCAAACUCCAAGCCUGUAAAAGAAACCCAGGGUUGCCUCUAAUCACCGGAGGCAACUCUUCUUUUGUCUCACCCCGAGACCAAGCCAUUGCUGGUUUCGACACCGAUUGGCCAGUGGAUAUCUUUGAAUACUUGUUGCAUUCAGACCCGUCAUCUCCAUCUAAGAGGCCAUCACGGUGGGAAGGUGCACCUUCUCGCAAUGGACUUCCCAGCGAUGGAGCCCUCACCCCGUCUUGCCCAACACGAUGGCAUCUUCACCUCAAACUUCUCUUCCAACGAAACUAACAUGCCCGGACUUGUUAUUUCCACCCACACCCAUACUGAUCUCCUGAAGUAUGACGGGUAUGCAAGUUUUGUUGCCUCCCUCCAAGACAACCUACAUACCGGCCGUGAAGUUCUGGAGUUUUCGGGCGUUAAUGCAAAGGAUUUCGAAUUUCUUUCGUCUGAUGACAAUAGACCCCUGAAGUCCGCCAAGUUCUCAUAUAACUUUCUGACCGAGCUCUUGACAAUCAAGAUGCCCGGAUUUGCUCAUGAGACUCUCACGGGUUUGUUCAAAGCUAUGAUUGACAAACAACUUUUCGCAAUGGGUGUCUUCGAUGAAUUAAUUCCACGUGCCUCACUCCUGACUGUUCUGGGUAACUGGGCGAAGGAACCAGAUGCCUGCUGGGCGCCUGAGUCGACAGACGAUUUGACUGUCGUUCUCGAAGUGGGGACAUCAGAAUCUGCGCCGCGGCUGGCAAUCGAUGCGAGAGGAUGGUUGGAAUCCCCCGGGACGACCGUCAAAACAUGCAUAACGAUCGAUCUUAGCCGAGAAAACAAUCUCGCCAUUGACGUUUGGCGGCUCGGCAGAAGGGUUUAUGCGGUUUCGCCUAGAAACCUUCCCUCCCCCGCCGUACGGGUGCAACAAGUUAAGAUCGUCAGUGGAGAAGCGGGGCCCGAGAUAUACGGCUGGAAGACAGAUCAAAACAUAGAUGCCAUCCCUACGGACGAGAUUCGGUUGGAUUUCGCGAUGUUUGUUGGACGGCCCGCUGCCACCGAUCUCGAACAAGAUAUUGUCAUAGACAGGAAUCUUCUGAUGGGAUUCGCCAACAGAUUCUGGCGUCAUCAAGGCCGGCGUCUGCAAGGCUGAUAGUCGACUUGUUUUUGACAAUCCUAGCUUUUAUCACAGAAGGUAUCGGAGAGUGCUUUGGGGGAUUAUUUCAGUCCUAUAAAGAAGGAGAAAGAGUCGCGUCUUGAGUGUAGUCGCGUCUGGUUCUGCAACGGGAGAGGUCACUGCUCAUUGGGAUCGCUAAAUGUUCACUCUCUAAUUUUGUAUUAGUGUUGGAAGUUUGUACUCGAGGCGUUCCAAUGGCUCUGCUUCUCUAUAUUGAUACCAUAUUAUCUGUCUCUUUAUUUUAAACUUUAGGCGAGGAAAGACAUGUUUUUAAAAGGUGUUAUGCUCUUUUCCUCCCUACAGUUUCAGUGAAUCGUAGAAUCUACUGUUCGCUUAUAUGUCUUAUCCUGACUCUUUCGCUAUCGUAUCUCUAUCUGAUCCACAGGCAUCUACAAUGACCAGUAGGAUAUCCUCUCACAUUAGCAAUAAGGGUGGAUAGUCUUAAAGGGAGAGGCUUACUGGUCCUCGUAGUCCUGAGUCUUGUCUAGCUUACUGAGUCC
Aspergillus alliaceus is the source of this 2100-nucleotide messenger RNA. RefSeq lists its product as uncharacterized. NCBI's taxonomy places the organism in Eukaryota, Fungi, Ascomycota, Eurotiomycetes, Eurotiales, Aspergillaceae. The record is from RefSeq and is a predicted model, not a curated record. The transcript has a single exon. The coding region runs from base 647 to 1576 and encodes 309 amino acids.